Molecule: messenger RNA, 1112 nt
Organism: Eufriesea mexicana
Lineage: Eukaryota; Metazoa; Arthropoda; Insecta; Hymenoptera; Apidae
Gene: mRpL45
Product: mitochondrial ribosomal protein L45
Exons: 6
Coding region: 1-1026 (341 amino acids)
Cellular component (GO): mitochondrion
Source: RefSeq, a predicted model, not a curated record
AUGAUACCAAGUUAUAGAAGUACAAUUUGUACUAUUGGAAGUUAUAUGCAGAGUAAUCUACCUUUAACAUUAGGUCCUAUUAAUUACAUUAUUUUUAAUAACUCUUUUCAACAAGUUAGAUAUAUAAAAAAACAUUGGAAUCCAAAGUUUCGUAAAGAAAGAGCACGAAAAGUUAUGAAAAUAAAAUUACCUGACUUCGAAGAAACAAAAACUGAUGAUGAUAUAGAAUCUGAUAAAAUAAGAACUCGUAUGAAGGAAUGGGGAAUUUUACCUCAAAGAAAUUGGAAUGAAAGACCCGUUCUUAUUUGUAGUACACCACAAAUAUUUCAAAGUUAUGUGGUUCCAGAAGGUGAUGGAAAAUUUUCUGCUAUUACUAGUAAGGGUGCAAAACAAAGAAUUGAAAUACUUACGAAAAAGAGUAAAUCUUAUCUUGCUCUUAGAAAAAUAAAGUCAUAUGAAGAAAACUACACAAAUGAGUUAUUUAUAGACCAUUUUACGAAUAUUUAUAAAGCAGCACAUGAAGCUUUAUGCAAACAAAAUAAAGAUGAGAUGCUUCAGUAUGUUACAGAAAAUGCAUAUCCUAUGAUGAUACAUAAUAUGGAAAACAAAACAAUUGUAUGGAAAUUUUUGGAAUCCUUGGAACCAGCACGUAUUGUACAUGCAAGAGUUGCAAGUGUUUUAGUAAAACAUAAUGAAUUUGCACAAGUUACUGUUCGUUUUCAUACUCAACAGCUUUUAUGCAUUUAUGAUCGAUUUGGGCGAGUAUUAUUAGGUAGUGAGACAGUAAAGAAGGAUGUUUUAGAUUAUAUAGUAUUCGAGAAACACUUAACUAAUGUAUAUGGUAUUUGGAGAAUACAUGGAAAGAUUAUACCAGACUGGAUGAAAUUGGAAGAAAUACCAUCAAAAACUUAUAUUUUACCAAAGGAGAAGAAAAAGCUCUCACCUUCUGAUGACUCUGCUGAAUCGAUUGUACAAGUAGUACCUCCAGAGACAUUAGAAAAAGAAUAUACUGAUAAAAAAGUAUAGUUAUCUCACAUACAAAUCUUUAUGUACAAAUAUUUUAUUUAUUUUUACAGUAAAAUAUCAAGUUUUCAAAUAAAAGAAUUAUGAAA